Messenger RNA from Protopolystoma xenopodis, 210 nucleotides. The record is from the annotation of a GenBank genome assembly. NCBI's taxonomy places the organism in Eukaryota, Metazoa, Platyhelminthes, Monogenea, Polystomatidea, Polystomatidae.
AUGCUUCUUGUUUGCCAACCCAUCUUUCUCCCUGAAUCAGGAUCAAUGCUGUGGCUUGUGAUCUAUGUCGCGCCAAUAUGGAACGCGGAUGGCGAAGCCCCGUUAUAUCUGAUCUUGCUGCACGAUAUCACCGCAGUCCGACAGCCGGUCGAUGAGGAGCUGUUGCGCAGUGGUGAGUCUCCUUACCUUAUUUUUGCUUUAACUAAAUGA